AUGGCUGCGAAUGGCGCCCCCGACUCCUUCGCCCCAGAGACGAUUCUGGCGGCCAUGACAACCAUGCGCGGCGGGGAGCCUGACAAGAAGAAAGCUGCCAUGGACUACCUUGGCAAGUUCCAAAAAUCGAAUAACGCCUGGACGACGACCCUUACCAUCCUCCAAUCGACCGCCGAUGCCGAAGCCUCACUGUUCGCCGCGACAACGCUGAAGGGAAAGAUCACAUAUGACCUUACCACUCAGGUUCCUGAGAGUGACUGGUCUGCUCUCCGUGACCAGCUUCUGCUGCUCCUGAAAAAGUUCGCUGCAGGACCCAGGCCAGUCCGAGUGCAGCUCUGUGUUUGCCUGGCCAUUCUGGCAAUACAGAUGAGGACCUGGAAGGAUGUCUUGCCCACCGUGGUUGCAGCGCUUGGAAGCGAAGUGCAGAGCCAUGCAGCCAUCCUGGAUUUCCUCAGAGUGCUUCCCGAGGAGGUGACCGAAGGCCGCAAGAUUAACCUCUCUGAAGACGAGCUCACGGAGAGAACGACCGAACUAUUAACCGACAACGCUGAGCAAGUCGUCAAUAUCCUCAUCAACUACGCCCAGACAUCAGAAGCUGCUGCCUGCAACCCACAACUGAUGGAAUGCAUCACCUCAUGGCUGCGAGAAGUUCCCAUUUCCGCUGUUGUCAGCUCUGCCCUGCUCAAUAUUGUUAUCAACGCUCUGGCAAGCGACGACUGUCUGGAGGCCGCUGCCGAUUGUCUUGGGGCCAUGUGCCGUGAGACACGGGAUGUCGAUGACAAUGUUGAGACUAUUCAGAUCCUCCUGCCACGGAUAAUUGAGAUAAGAGCUCGGAUGCAGAAGGCUGCUGAGGACGAGGACGUCGAGGCUUUCCGGGCAGUGACCCGCCUCUUUGCAGAAGCUGGCAUCUCCUGGGCCGUGAUUAUCGCCCGCGAGCCAAUACACUUCCGGCCCCUUGUCGAGAUCAUUCUGGAAUGCUGCGCAAGAGACAAGGACAGAGACGUCAUCGGGCACACGUUUACAUUCUGGUACGAGCUAAAGCAGUACGUGGUGUUGGACAAGUACGUCGAGGCUAGGAUGCAGCUCUAUGAUGUCUUCGCCAAGCUGGUGGAUGUUAUCCUCAAGCACCUGCAAUACCCCGAAUCAGAGAGUGGAAACGAGCUGGACCUAUUUGAUGGAGACCGUGAAGAGGAAGAGAAAUUCCGGGAGUUCAGGCACGAGAUGGGCGAUACGCUGAAGGACUGCUGUGAGGUGUUGGGUAUCUCAGACUGUCUGAACAAGGUGCUUGAGGCGAUCAAAGUCUGGAUGCACAAGUAUGCUAGCCAGGCCACAGCGUCAUCGGUGCCUCACUGGCAAGAACUCGAAGCUCCGGUGUUCGGCAUGCGCGCUCUGGGCCGGAUGGUGGACAGAGACGAGGGCACCGUUCUGCCCCAGCUAAUGCCGUUGCUGGUGCAGAUGCCCAACCACGAGAAGCUUCGAUUCGCCACCAUCAUGGUUUUCGGGCGGUACACCGAGUGGACGGCAGAGCACCCGGAGUUCCUGCAGCCGCAGUUCAACUACAUCGUCACUUCGUUCCAGGCAGACUCCAAGGAGAUCAUCAGGGCUGCCGCGGUGGCGAUCAAGUAUUUCUGUACCGACUGCAGAAGCUUGCUGAGUGAUCAGGUCCUUCAGUUGCAGUCCUUCUACGACCAGAUCCUCGACAAGCUGCCAGAAAUCAGUCAAGAGGAGAUCACCGAGGGAGUUGCCAGCGUUGUGGGCGUCCAGAAGCCGGAGGAGGUCUACAAGCUUCUCAAGCUGUACUGUGACCCGUUGGUCAACAGGCUGAUGGCCAAGGCUAACACGGCCUCUGCUGACGACAAAGAUGACAAGCUUAAGUUGGCGUUGGCUGAUCACGUCCAGCUUCUCACUUUGUUCGUCCAAAAUGUUGUCCCCUUGGUUUCACAUGGGCAGGAAGACCCCGCCGUCAAGUACUGGCAAGAGGUCUUCCCUGUCUUAUCCACAGUCAUGGACAACUUCCUGAAUUUCCCGCCCAUCUGUGAGCGAAUCUGCAGGUGUUGGCGGCACAUGGUCAUCUCAUAUCGGACGGGCAUCACGCCUCUGCUGCCACAGUUGGCCAAUAAGCUUGCAGAUGGAUUCGCGGCAUCGAAACAGGGGGCCUUCCUGUGGGCGUCAAGCGCGAUACUGAGAGAGUUUUCUGAGGACCGCGACCACCUCGACCAAAGCAUCCCAGAGAACAUUUACAAGUUCUUUGAGAACCAGGCAACCAAUGUCCUCCGAUUCAUGAGCGACAUACCGGCCAAUGAGCUGCCGGAUAUAGUCGAGGAUUUCUACCGUCUCUUGACGGAUGCACUCCUCUACUACCCGCAGAAACUAAUCCUGUCGCCGCUCCUGACCCCGAUCCUCCAGGCCGCCGUCUCCUCUCUGAGUUCACUGGAGCAGCGUGACCCCCUGACGGCAACCCUCCAUUUCCUGCGCGACCUACUGAGCUACGGAGGAGCGAACCCUGCCUCGUCAAACUUGCAGCUGGGCCCGGUCGCGCAACAGAUCCAGGCCGCUGUGAAGCAGCUGCUAGUGACAGAAGGCGAGCCACUGGUGAAGGCCAUCUUGGCAGGCAUGAUGAUGACGUUCCCUCGGGACUGUUUUGCUGAUGGCAGCGGGGUGCUGCUUGAGCUCUUUGCCCUGCUCCCGGCGCAGACGACAACCUGGGUGGAGACCACCCUCAAGCUAGCACCCGCAGGCACCGUCACGCCAGUGGAGGCGUCGCGUCUCAUCGGCAAGAUUAAGGAGAAGCUGUCCCAACCCGAUGAUGGAGGCCUGAGGCAGGUCAGAGUGCUGCUUCAGGACUUUACUAAUACGUACCGACGGCGGCACGUCGCCCCUCGAGAUGGGCUGGGCCUGAUGGAGGGCAAGAGGUUCCACUUUGAUGGAUAA
This is a messenger RNA of Cryphonectria parasitica EP155, 2931 nucleotides long. Its product is annotated as ARM repeat-containing protein. The transcript is spliced from 6 exons. The coding region runs from base 1 to 2931 and encodes 976 amino acids. Gene Ontology annotation, cellular component: nuclear membrane; cytoplasm. The record is from RefSeq and is a predicted model, not a curated record. Gene Ontology annotation, molecular function: small GTPase binding. NCBI's taxonomy places the organism in Eukaryota, Fungi, Ascomycota, Sordariomycetes, Diaporthales, Cryphonectriaceae. Gene Ontology annotation, biological process: protein import into nucleus.